This is a messenger RNA of Caenorhabditis briggsae, 1878 nucleotides long. RefSeq names its product Protein CBR-PRY-1 (gene Cbr-pry-1). Bases 1 to 1878 code for a protein of 625 amino acids. Lineage: Eukaryota; Metazoa; Nematoda; Chromadorea; Rhabditida; Rhabditidae. Gene Ontology annotation, biological process: negative regulation of canonical Wnt signaling pathway. The record is from RefSeq and is a predicted model, not a curated record. The transcript is spliced from 10 exons.
AUGGAGAGUGGACCAUCAUCUCAUCUCGACUGGGCUCGUAGUCUGGAAGCGGUUCUUUCAGAUCGGACGGCUUUGGAUUUAUUCCAAAAAUGGUUAAUGGAAUAUUCAUUACCGCAAUAUUUGGAUCUAUAUUUUGCAAUUCGAGCGUUUGAGAGAAUGACUUUGGAAGGGAAACCAGAGAAAAAUCAACUGUCCAAAUCGAUUUACUGCAAAUUUCUGUCAUCACGAACUGGAAAUUGUGAAGCGAUUCCGAAACAUUUCAAAGCGCCGAUCGGUGAGAAAAUUCGCCAUGGAAUCGAUUUGGAAGACCGCGCAUUUUCCCAUUGCUCAUCCUUCGUCGUUGAUUUUCUUCGACGUCAACACGAAGAAUUCGUCAGGUCCGAUGAGUUCAUUGAGGCGUUAAAUAAGGUUAGACUCCGCCCACUUUUCCCAAAACCUACAGUAAUCCUCCAGAUGUCAUCCUCCACCGACUCUUCGUCCUCUCAUCAGAACACCAUUCGAAAAUCUGGCUCUUCUAAAAGAACAGCUACUCAAUUGACAGCCGAGGCUUUGUUGAAAACCAAACACGACAGGCAUACGAAAUUUGGAGAAUUAAAACUCGAAAAAAUGUAUCCAUCGGCGCGCCAGCCGUACGUCUGCAACGCCACCACAUCCCACAACGACUCUGCCGUCAGCUCAUCAUUUUCUGGAGAUGCUCCUGGAGCACACAGAUCGAAUCGACUCCGUCACUUGCGCGAAGAGCAAGCCCACCAGAAUCGGGAUACGGCUACAGUACCCCGCGUCGAGAAGCAACAGGCCUCAUCAGCCGCCGACCAACCGUUUGACCAUGCGACCGAAAAUGGAAGGAGAGGAUUCUCAAUGGAAAUCACAAAAAAAUUGUUGCGACAUUUGGAUAAGGUCAAAAUGAAUGAGGAAAUGGAGAGAAGGAUUGAUGAUAUCGAGGAGUGUCGGUAUACGACAAUCGAUAUGGUGAAUGGAACUGAAGCCGAUGUGGAUAUGGGCGGAAUUGAUGAGGACGAAGAAUUGGAUGAUUAUUUGAAAAUGAAAAUGACGGAUGAUUCUCAAAAAGGAUCCCAAAAUCGGUCGCCGAAGGGACCGAAUUCUGGAGAAAAGGAGAAGGAUGGAGUAUCGAAGAAUGCAACUUUCUCUCCAGCUCCACCACCACCUCGCGAUUCUCCACGUGGCCUCAUCUCCUCCCAUCUCCACCACCACUCCAUCCAUCACAACACCAUCCGGCCACCCCGUCGUACUUCCAAAGAGUACCCCUUGGAUAUUUCCCUCUCCAGAAAUCAGUAUCCACGUCAUCAUCAAAUCGACACCAAUCGUAGUCUAAUGUCCCAAUCAAUGUGUGUCCCUGGACCCUCCUAUUCCUCUGCUUCCUCCACAUUUUCGCGUGAUUCCUUCGCUCCAUCUCCAAUGCUCAAAGGAUUCGCAGGGGCUCCAGGAUCCAGUAAAUCAAGCCAAAUGUAUGAUUCCUCGGGAAUCGGAUCCAUGGCUCCAUCUGCAUUCUCUGCCACGUCAUCGUUGGAUUACAAAGAGAAGAGACAUCGCAAAUCGUUGCCGAAUCAUCAUUCAAUGAUGAGUAAUAGUUUAACGACACCAAGGAAGCAUCAUAAGAUUGGAAAGAGUCUUUCAAAUUUGAUUACUCUUAGUUAUGUUGGCUCCGACAAAAUCCCAGUUGUCACUCAUGUCCCAUAUGAUGGACCAAUGACACUAGCGGAAUUCAAAAGACACUUUGCACUGCCAACUGGAGGACAACAAUUAUUCUUCAAAACCGACUGUGAAGACGGCUCGGCACCCUUCCAGCUGCUCCUGGUCCGCGAUGAGCACACACUUUUGCCAGUUUUUGAGGGAAGAAUUGCUGCCGAGAUUCGCUAA